Drosophila subobscura is the source of this 865-nucleotide messenger RNA. RefSeq lists its product as uncharacterized. Lineage: Eukaryota; Metazoa; Arthropoda; Insecta; Diptera; Drosophilidae. The transcript has a single exon. Bases 27 to 845 code for a protein of 272 amino acids. The record is from RefSeq and is a predicted model, not a curated record.
UCCUCGGAUCUGUAUUAAAUUAAAAAAUGAACUAUAAGAAAGUUUUGUUAACCUAUUUUGUGCUGCUGCUUGGAUUCGCCGGACUGGAGUGCAUCUACCAGCUGGAUGAAUGGGACACCAGUCCGUUCCUCUCCCAGCUGAGCAUGGAGGGAGGGGAGGGCACCGGCGAGGCGGCAUGCGGCGAGCCAAAGUCGAAGCAGUGUGGCAGCUUUGACAAAGGCAAUCCCAAGUCCAAGGCCACCAACAUCGCCCAGAAGGCCGCUCAGGAAGCAAAGGCGGCCAGCGACUCCCAAAUGGCGGCAGCCGAGGCAGCGGCCACCCAAGUCAAAACAGAACUUGCCGAGAAGGCGGCACAGUCGGCGCGUGCCGCGGAGGCAGCACUCGCGGGCAAGCAGCAGAUGGUCGAGCAGCUGGCGCAGGAGAUGGCCGAGGCGGAGGCCGUCGUCACUGAAGUCACAGCCUCGCUGCAGAACACGCAAAUCAACACGAACGCCGCAGCGGCAGCAGCCAGCGACUCGCAGACACAGCUACAGCAGAUGAAGCUCCUGCUGCAGGCGGCCACCACGAAUCUGGCCAACAUCGAGGGCGUAUCCCAGGGCGCACAGACGGAGCUGUCGGAGAAGACGCAACUGCUGGAGGCGGCCAAGAACCGGGUGCAGAGUCUCAGCAAGCAGAUGGCCGACGCCAAGGCGGACUUUGAUAAGACCAAGCAGGCGGCCUACAAAGCGGCCUGUGCCGCUGUCGAUGCCAAAAAGAAGGCCCAAAGGAAUCGCCGCUUGGCCGUCUACCGUCAAUGGAUGUUCGGAGAGCCAGGGAAGUACCUGCGAGGAGGGUCCAAGCUGUAGGGCGGGAGGGUUACCGUGUG